GUCACCUCCUACGUACAUAGGGCAAAGGUUAAAUCAGUGGUGAAGAUUCCGCCACCGUAGCAGCUCCACUCACUGUCACACUUGUUUGUUUUUAAGGAGAACUUUCUCAACAGGGUGAGCUGCUCCGACCACUAACCGACCUGGAAGAAGUGAUGGCACGCCUGGUAGCAGUAUGCAGGGAAGGGGAAGAGGACUACCCGUUUCUAGCACGACAGAUUCCUCUGUAUAUCGACGAUACACUGACGAUGGUGAUGGAGUUCUCUGACAGCGUAAUGGAUGUUGACGCCCAUGAAAUAAACACUUCACAAUGGAAACAGUUCUCUGAGUAUCACUCCAAGCUGAAGCAGCAGGACCUGAAUAUCGCCCUGAUGGUGACAUCCAGGGAGGUGUACGGUGCAUUAUCUCAGCUGGUGCCAUGUGUCGGCUGCAGACGAAGCGUGGAGCGCCUCUUCUCACAUUUGGUGGAAUCAGGGAACCCAGCCCUGGAGCCCCUCACAGUGAAACCCACGGGCAUGCUCUCUGUCACCAAGGCCUGUGUGGCAGACGUGAAGAAGCUCUACACCCUCUUCUACGUCCAUGGGUCAAAGCUUAAUGACAUGAUUGAUGCGAUUCCAAAAAGUAAAAAGAACAAGCGCUGCCAGUUACACUCCUUAGACACGCACAAACCUAAGCCUUUGGGGGGAAGCUGGAUGGAUGUGUGGGAGCUGAUGUCUCAGGAAUGCAGGGAUGAAGUGGUCCUCAUUGAUAGUGCCUGUCUCCUCGAGACACUGGAGACGUACUUACGUAAACACAGGUUUUGUACAGACUGUAAGAGCAAAGUUCUAAGGGCGUAUAAUAUCUUGAUCGGGGAGGUGGACUGCAGUAAAGAGAAGGGGUACUGUGCUGCCUUGUAUGAGGGACUAUGCUGUUGCCCCCAUGAACGCCACAUCCAUGUGUGCUGUGAAACCGACUUCAUCGCUCACCUCCUUGGCAGGGCAGAGCCGGAGUUCGCAGGCGGCUAUGAACGCAGAGAGAGACAUGCGAAGACCAUUGACAUCGCACAAGAGGAAGUCCUGACCUGUCUGGGCAUUCACCUCUAUGAGCGGCUGCACAGAAUCUGGCAGAAACUACGAGCGGAGGAGCAGACCUGGCAGAUUUUGUUCCAUUUGGGAAUUGACGCAUUACGCAAAAGCUUCGAGAUGGCGGUGGAGAAGAUGCAGGGGAUCAGUCGUCUCGAGCAGUUCGUCGAGGAGUUGUCUGAGGAGGAGAGAGCCAAAGAGCUGAAGCAGGAGAAAAAGAGGCAAAAGCGGAAAAAUCGACGCAAGAACAAAUGUGGCUUUCACAUAUCUGAACAGGACGGAGAGGACAAGGAGAAAAAUCUGGACGAGGGUUCUCUUGAGUCCGUGGAGAGAAGUUGCAAGGCUUGUGGUAGCCACGAUGAGGAGGAGGAGGAGGAGGCUGGCUGUGAAGAAGGCGUCGCCACCAGUGGCAACACGUCCUGUAGUUGUCCAGACAACACCAAACAGGGUUUGUCCUCUCACAGUAAUGUCAGCGACUUUGGCUACUCAUCAAGCAUGGAAGGCAGCGAGAUGGGAUCACGAGAAGGCUCCGACGUCGCUUGCUCUGAAGGACUAUGCAACCAUGAUGAAGCAGGAGAUGAGCCAAAUGUGCACGACUGCGCUGAAGACAAGGAGGAGGAUGGAACAGAUAGUUGCUUGGACAGCUGGCCACAGUCCGAAGACAACACUCAAUGCAAGAGUAAAAAAAAGAAAAGGAAGGGCAAGGGUUUCUGCCUCAGUCAGGGACAGAAAGCUGAAUGUUUUAUGUCAGAUGGGAGCGCCACAGGCCACAGUCCAUCAUUAACGCACCCUUGCAGAACCAAAGAAAUCUACUCCUCCUUAUGUGGAGAGAAGUUUGCCAGCAUUACACUACAGUUACCGUGGAAAGGACAUCAAAAGAACCUCAGCUGCCGUGCGAGGGCACCAGAUGCCAACAUAAGUCUCGUAGAACUUCUGGAUGAUUCAGAAGUGACUUCAGAUGAAGAGAAUGGCCUGACGGAGGAUGAAAUCCAGGCGUUUUUAGAAAGAAACCAGUCAUUCUACGACAACCGCCACCAGUAUCGACAGCUCCUGAAAGACAAGUUCACCAAUUACUGCCGUGCCACCAAGCGGAGCAAGCCAGUCUGUGGAAAGUGGUUCGCCACAAACAGUGUCAACUAAGUGCACUAAUGACAUCUGAGGAAAACACUCACGACCACUGCUGCAGCGUUGUUAGAAAAGAUGAAUUUCUGGAGUACCUUUGGUGUCUUGUUCUUGUCAUUUCUCCUUUAAAGUAAAUGUGAUUUUUCUCUUUGUCACUUCUCUCUGUCUUUUCCUCUCUGGCACUUCCAUCUCGUUUCUUGGCCACUUUCUUACCUGUAGUCGUUCUCUUUGACCAAGCCUAGCUGUUUGUUGUGGGUCUCCUGUAGAGUUUUUGGGUAAGAGCACAGUGGAAUUAAUAAUCAUGCUUUGCAAGCUGUGACAGUAGGGAUACAUUUUAGCAGUCUUAUUUUACGUUAAUUUUUUUUUUAUUAUUAUCAUUUUUGUUUUUCUAUGUUGUUUCUCUUUGGUGACACUUCAGUGUAGUAAUAAAGGUUAUACCAUUAUAUGUGUACAGAAAUUCUGAACAUAAAGAUUUUACAGAGAAUAAGCAUACAUUUGUAAUAAGGAUUUGGGUGUGAUGUUAAGAGCGCAAUGUGCAAAAUUUACUAAAUAAAGAAUAUUUAUUAAUAUGCAUUA
Molecule: messenger RNA, 2756 nt
Organism: Mugil cephalus (flathead mullet)
Lineage: Eukaryota; Metazoa; Chordata; Actinopteri; Mugiliformes; Mugilidae
Gene: ggnbp2
Product: gametogenetin binding protein 2
Exons: 14
Coding region: 153-2198 (681 amino acids)
Cellular component (GO): cytoplasm; nucleus
Source: RefSeq, a predicted model, not a curated record